AUGGAAGAUCACACGGCGAAUCUAGCCACCUUUCUCUCAGAUCUCAAGUAUGAUCAACUCCCAUCCGAGGUCGUACUUGCCGCUAAGAAGUCCAUCCUGAAUGCUCUCGCCUGCGGCCUCGGCUAUGCGCUUCACGCGCCAGCUGCCAAAGUCUUCCGGUACGUCCAAAACACGCAGACCGAAAGAGAAGCUGCAACGAUCCUUGGCCGCAGGAAUCGCACGAGUGCAGAGUACGCCGCACUCAUCAAUGGCGUCGCGAUAACGACAGCAGACUUCGACGACACGCACCUGAGGACUGUAAAUCAUCCCUCCGGGACUGCGUUAGCGGCAUUACUUGCGUUGGCAGAGCAGCAACCUAUGACUGGAAAGGACUUUCUGCUAGCAUUCGUUGUUGGCGUAGAAGCUCAGAUUGCGGUGGGUAUGGCAGUUAGUCCUGGUCACUAUAAGUCUGGAUGGCACAUCACCGGCACAACUGGCACUUUUGGCGCCACUGCUGGUGUCGCGAAGGGGAUGAAGCUCGACAGCAAGCGAUUUGCAGCAGCACUGGGUCAUGCAAGCUCGAUGGCUGCAGGGACGAGAGCGAUGUUUGGAACAGACACCAAGACCUUGCAUAUGGGAAGAGGCGCGCAAAACGGCUUGACGGCCGCAGGACUGGCAUCGCAUGGGGUUGAGAGCUGUGAGGGCAGUAUCGAGGCAUGGGCGAGGCUUGUCUCUGACACUGUCAAAGAGGACGAGAUCGAUACGUUGGCACGCAGCAAGACAAAAGACUGGCAGAUCUUGCAGAACACGUUCAAGCCGUAUCCAUGUGGCAUUGUGGUGCAUCCGCUGAUCGAUGCCGGGAUCCAGGUUAAGUCAUGGCUCAGUGAUGCGAACGCAACGGCGAAGAGCGUCGAGAGGAUCGAGGCCACAGUCAGUCCGCAAUGCACGCGCCUGUGCAACGUCCGCCAUCCAAGGACGGGCCUAGAGACUAUCUUCAGCUUGUACCAUGGGAUUGCGAGCGGUAUGCUGUACGGCGAAGCAGGCCCAAAACAGUUCUCUGAUGACGGCUGCAGAGACGACAGUGCGAGGACUUUGAGAGAAAAGAUCGCCGUCCAGACCGAUGAGGGCAUUGCAGAUGAUGCUGCGGUCAUCAAGGUGAUAUUGGAUGGCAGAGACGAGGAAGUGUUUCGAGUAGAGCAUGCCACAGGCUCGCUGGCGAGACCAAUGACGGAGCAGCAGAUCGAAGCGAAGUUUCGGGGUCUCGCAAGUGCCGUGCUGGACGAGAACAAGGUGCAAAAGGUGAUCACGGCUUGUUGGCAGAUGGAUACCGUCGAGGACAUGGCUGCGUUCGUGAAAGUGCUGGGAGUGGACUGA
This is a messenger RNA of Cyphellophora attinorum, 1353 nucleotides long. RefSeq lists its product as uncharacterized. The coding region runs from base 1 to 1353 and encodes 450 amino acids. Gene Ontology annotation, molecular function: lyase activity. The transcript has a single exon. NCBI's taxonomy places the organism in Eukaryota, Fungi, Ascomycota, Eurotiomycetes, Chaetothyriales, Cyphellophoraceae. The record is from RefSeq and is a predicted model, not a curated record.